Lymnaea stagnalis (great pond snail) is the source of this 5734-nucleotide messenger RNA. The record is from the annotation of a GenBank genome assembly. NCBI's taxonomy places the organism in Eukaryota, Metazoa, Mollusca, Gastropoda, Lymnaeidae.
CAACAGGUAUGGACGCUAAGGCUUAAAAACACUUUGUGCGCAAAUUAUAGAACUUUUACUUUUAGGGCACACAUGAUGUACACAUUUUCUAUAAGUCUCUGAUCGAGGGGUGUUGUAAUUGUCAUUUAGAAUAUUGAAUAUAAUUUCACAUUUAUGUAAGACUUAGGUCUCAAGCAUCAAAAAUUCAAAAAAGGUAGGCCUUUUACUAUUAUUGAAUUGUAUUUAUUUAAAUUUAAACAACAAAGUAACUUUGGUUGGUACUUUAAAUUUAAAUAAAUACAAUUCCUUAUGUUUGAUCUUAUGCUAUUUAAAUUACUUGAUAAGAAGCACAAAUAAAUAGGGAGUAACAACAAUUAUGAAUCAGACUCAGAAGACGAGGAGCUUAUUAAAGCACAAUUUCAAUUAGUUAGCAUAAGAAUAAGGCAUAAGACAGAACAUAAGGAUAAAUUCAGCAUUCAUUUUCAUUAAAAUAAUUUUUUUAUAAGUCUUAUAACUUAUAGUUAUAGGGCUUCCUAUACACUAGUGACUAUACAGAUCUUAUCUAUACUAGCAGAAUCAGAUGUCCCUGGAGAAAUGCUAGGAAUAUAACAUCAACAUACACCAACUAUAUGUUGACUACUAAACAGCAUAUGAUUAUGAAAUCAUAUACAGGAAAUAACUAUAUGCUGCACUACAGUAACAGUAAACAACUUACAUUGCUUAUACUUAUACAUAUAACGAUGCUAACUCCAAAAGUAUAAUCAAAGUGGCGGGAGAGUACUCUUAGGGAGUUCCUGAUUAAAUAGGGCCUUGGAAAAGGAGACUCACACUAUACUGCUUAACAUCACAUUAGAAAAAGUUAUGAGAAACAUAUAUGUGAGCAUGAGUGGAACUAUUACAAACUCCUUCCAGAGAAAAAUUAUAGAACCGCAACCAAAAGGAAACUUUAUAAAGCCAACCAUUGCAGUACCUGGCAUAUGAGGAAGACAUAACUCUACUGGAUAGAAACAGCAAUGAUAUAAUACAAGCAUUAAAGGAACUUGAAGAUGCCUCUGUUAUAGCUGGUCUUGAGGUAAAUGAAACGAAGACAAACUAUAUGGUAAUGUGAAAAAACACAUAUACAUAAAAAUAAGCAACAACACCUUUGAGAGAGUGGCUAGUUUCAAAUAUUUAGGAGCUACUUUAAAUGGCACAAUGAAAUAAUGGCAGAGAUGAAAGAAAGGAUAUCAGGAGGCAACCAAUAUUCCCCUUAAGCUGCGCGGCUGAGUGGCCGCGCAGCUAACUCACAGAUGCUGCACAGCAGUUUUGAGUAUCCGCGCAGCAAAUUUUCAUGUAAGUUUGUGUUUGUGGGCUGUAAAAUUUUGCACACAAAAAAAUUGAUUCUGUAAAACUUUGCACACAACUGUAUGAUUUUGCACACGAACCAGCAAACCUUAGAGGGAAUAUUGGAGGCAAUCAUUCUUAUUUCAGCCUACAAAAGCUACUAGGUAGCAAUAACCUCUCAAGGAGAACAAAGUAAGCUGUACACACCACUAUAAUUAGAACAGUUGAAAUUUAUGCAAGUGAGACUUGGUCCCUCACCAGAAAGGCAGAGGACUUGCUCAAUACAGUCCAGUGCAAGACAAUGAUGGAUGGAGAAUUCGUACAAACCAAAAGAUAUAUCAGUUGUUUGAAGACCCACCCAUGGUCACAACAAGUAAAAAGGCAGACUGUGCUGGACAGGACACCUUGAAAGGAUGCCGAAUAGUGGGGAGGGGGGAGAUUUUGAUCAUGGAGGUGGAAAGCCAUGGAUCCAUCCAAAUGGAAGGAUGUGGUGAAACAGGCCAGGGACCUACAAGGGCUGUAGCACCACUUAUGCUGAUUAGGGUUUCAAAUGAUUACUGUGAUUAUGAAAUUAAAGUUUUAACUAUGUUUCCAUUUCCAAGGUCUCAAAUCCAUUUCUAUGAAAUAAAACAAAAUUAUUAUUAACUAUUAAGUUUUAAAUGUUUCCCAAUUUUGAUAAUUACAAAAUGAGAUCUCAAAAUAAAAUUAUUAAUAUUAUUAAUAAUUCUUACCUUAUGCAUAAAGAGUAAUAUAUAGACCUAUCCAGGCAAUUAUCGACUCAUCAAGCAUAUAAAUAAAGCAAAUACAACCUGUAGUCCUUUUUAAUGAUAUAUUUAGCUUUGAAUCCCACUUGCAUUUUUCUUAAUUUGAGGUAGUUAUCAGUAACACCUGCCCUCAUUAGAUUUUUAAUGUUCACUAGUCAACGUCAAAGCGUUACCUUUUUUUGGACUUGAUGAUGGUCAUUACAGAGAAUUCAACUUCACUGAUAUAGGGUGCUUCCAAAAUAAUGGUCAAAAUAUAACCUGUCUAUCCAUUCGACUCCUUAGCUUUUGUGACCUCCCCAUUUUCUAUAUUACAACUUCUUCUGUGCUCUCUCUCUCACAUCAUGAUAUCCAAACAAUAUUGCUUUGAAUCAGUAAAUGUGGUUUGAAAAUAUUUUCAACCUAAAAUGUUUUAUUUUUUUACACACAUCAUAAAAAUGGUGGGCCAUUUAAAAUCAGCUCACGGGCCGCACCAGCCCGUUGGCCCCUGGUUGAAUAGCACUGGCCUCAAGGGUGCUUAAAGCUUAAGAAGGACAAACUUCUCAAUUUACUAUAUGUUUUGUAUCAUCCUCAAACUUUUUAUUUCUAUAAUUAUGCAUUGAUUUAUAUCUGUAUCCUUGAUUUUAGUAUUAUUUGUGAUUAUUUAUAAUUUAAAUAAUUUGAGCCAAAGUCUAUAUUAUUAAAACCAUCCAUGUUAUAUACUAAGUUAUUAACUGUUAAAUUUUUGUGUAGCAAUGGAAUAUACAGAAAAAUCAAAGAAGAAAAAGGUACCUAUAGAAAUUAGUGCAUUGAGACGAGAUUUACACAAAUACUACACCCUCUAUAACAAACAGAAGGUGAGACAAUCAUUUAUUAGAUUCCAGUUUUAGGAUUGCUUAUCUUUGUAUACAUUUGAAUGUAAGUGUAAGAACAGUUUGGGAAACAGGAAAAAACAUGUUAUUUCAUCAAAGAACAAAUACAACAUUACUAUGCUUUGACAGGUUUUUAUCAAUCAGUUUUCGCACAAGAUCUUAAAAAAGGUUUAAACAAGUUUAGUAUUAAAAUUUUGCUCAUAAAAGCUGUAUUUAUGUAAAGGAUGUCUCUCUGUCUUUCAAAAUGUUACUAUCAUUUAUAAUAUUUUAGAUCCCGUUUCAGAUGAACCAAAAAAAGUUAUAUUAAUAACACCACACAAUUUAAUUUAGAUCUAAAAAUUAUUAAAAUCUUUAAUUUCUUGUAAUAAUUAAUUUAUGUAGUUUCUCUCAUCACAGUCAAAGGAUACAAUUAAAAUAAAAACAAUUUUGGAGUUUGGGGCAAGCAAUAUAUAUUUUCUCUCUUUAAAACUUAAAAUUUUUUGAGGCAACUGCAUAGAUCUAUUAGUCCAAGCAAAUGUUUUCUUAGCUUUGCAAACUUAAAAAAAAAAAUCACAAAUUUGAUUGGCCUGACAUUCAUAAACAAGGUUAGUUUUAAAAAUGCAUUCAUAUUCAUUUAUUGCAUAAAGUAGGGUUGGUCUACUUUUCUGGCCUUAUUUCUUGCAACUAAAAAAAAAACUAAUUAUGGCUAUUCUGUGAAAGGUGACAGAAAUGCACCUGUGACUUUUGAAGUAACUUUUUAUUUGCAGAAGAGUGGUCUUUUCAAGGUUUAACUUUUAAAAUGUAUCUUAUGAAGUUUAUGGUAUUUGAUAUUGGAGCUUGUUAACCCAUGAAAAUGCUUAAGUAUCUUUCUUUAAAUUUUACAACAGGAGUUUUCUGAAGAGAAACUCCAAGCCUUAUCUCAGCUUGAAGAGAAGUAUGGAGAGUUAGAAAAACAAUUUCAAUCUAAGGAGAAAGAACUAGAAAGGCUGCAUAGUGAGAAGGAGAAACAAACAAGGGUGAUUGAGGUAAUUUUAAGAUUUAUUCUGUUAAAGAAGGACAAAUAACUUUCUUUUUAAAGGCAUUAAUGGUGAAAAGAUUGAACAAAAUAUUAAUGUUUAUCAAAUCUAGGGAAGAUUGUGAAGCUUAGUAAGCUUACAUUUUGUUAAAAGGGAUAAACUGAUUAGGAAUCCUUUAAAUAUGUAAUCUAGAAGUAAAAGUACAAAAAACGUGUUUACGUUUUCCUUUACUGCUUUGGAUUGAUAGAGAAAAUAUGGGGCAUCUGACUUAUGCUCAGUUUGCUCAAUGGAAUUUUGCAAAUUGAAACAUCAAAAUUAAUUUAAAUGAACUAUUGUUCUAACAACAAUCUUAAGUUUCUUGCAUUGAAUCAUUAUUUAUGCAAUGGCUGAUUCUCAUUACUCAGUUGAAAGACAAAGAAUUGGAAAAAAAAACCUGGGAGUUGGAGACACUUGUUGCAAAUUAUCAAGAACUCUCAAAGAUUCUUCACCUUUUAGAUAAACACAUGCAGUUUUUAGAGAGUGAGAAGUUAGUGGAUAUACAACAUACCAGCUAUAAAUUAAACAGUUGUAAGUGUAUUCUUAGUUUUAAGUUUUGUUUCCGUUCAUGUUAAUUUUUGUGUGCAUUUGGUUCAUAAUUACUUACAUAUUAAAAUCAGUAUAAUUAUUAAUUUAUAGCAAAACUUUCUUGAAAUACUGAUUAUAUGUCAAAGGUAAGUGGACCAUAUCAAUGAUUAAUGUCCAAAUUUAGAUGAACUAUGUCUUCAGCAUCAUCUGUAAAGUUUAUAAUAUGUAAACAAUUGAAUGAGGAAAAGAAAGUUUUCUAUGUAAAAACUUGAAGGAUUUCAUAUAAUCUGGUAAAUUCUUCCACCUCCUCCAAAACAAACAUUAAAUAAAUAAAUUUUUUCUUGGCUAUUUUUAAGGACAUAAUUAAUUAGAAUAGUAUUUGAAUAUUGUAUUUAAUUUGAUAAAGUUUCAUCACACUUGCAGUACAAUGCUUUAUAAAAAAAUGGAUUGUAUUUCAAUUAUUAUAUUUUCAAUUUUAUGUGCCAGGAAACAGGGUUGUAUGUGGAAACCUUGUGAUAUAGUUUUAAGAAAACUUUUAUCAUUUUUGACCAUAUAAAAUUCUGGCAUUGUAUGCCAUGAAACAGAGUUUACAACACUGCAAGGAGUAUGGUAUAACACCUAUGUGAGCCUGCCCAAAGACAUUGCUUGGGCCAUGAUGUAAUUACUUUCUGGUAUGUCAGGAUGGUCCUUUUUAUAGGGAUUGCUCAAAUGGGUUAAUGAAUCAAAGGUAGAAAGCCUUUAUUAAACCCAUCACAUGCGUUGGAUUAUUCUCUGGCCACAUUUGGACAUUACUGUCUGUAAUUAAUUACAUUUUGAGUACUUUAAAUGGCCUAUAAAAAAUUUGUAUCUGAAGUUAGUAAAUAUUAAAUUUUAGAAUUUUAAUCAUCUUCUUCUGUCAGCUUUUACCAGGGAGGUGUCACCAAAGCUUAGAGUAACAAUCUUAUUUUAUAAGGUAGAUUACAAUGAUAUAAAAGUGAGAAAUUUACCCCCCAAAAGACACCAUAACAUUGACAAGGCCUUGCAGAGACAGAAAAACUUGAAUUUAUCAAUUUGAUGAAUUUAUCAUUAAGUUUUCUCCUGUUAUGUACAAGCAUUUUUAAACAGAUAACACAGGCAAAUAUUUUUAACCCGUUUUUAUCAUAAAGCUUUGUGUGAAAAAUCUCUGUGGUUUCAGAAAAUUUUAAUGCAUUGUUUCAGCCAAUUUGAAUUCUGAACAUCUUUCUGAACUGAUAAUCAAAGAUGCCAUUGACAUUGUGCAGCC